Lactuca virosa is the source of this 438-nucleotide messenger RNA. The record is from the annotation of a GenBank genome assembly. Lineage: Eukaryota; Viridiplantae; Streptophyta; Magnoliopsida; Asterales; Asteraceae.
AUGCAUAGUGGUGAUGCUGGAGCCUUACCUCGUCUGGGUUGUCUUCUUAAGAGACACCUGGAUGGCCAAAGUUCUCUUCGAGCGCUGAAUGGUGCCAUAAGGAAAGCAGCUGAUGCAAUCACCAACCUUGCUCAUGAAAAUUGCAGCAUCAAGACCCUUGUUAGGGUUGAAGGUGGCAUUCCUCCACUUGUUGAUUGGUUAGAAUCCAGUGAUGCAAAGUGCAAAGAGUUGCAGCGGGGGCCUUGCAUAGUGGAAUGUAAUGCUCUGCCCACCCUUGUUCUAAUGCUUCAUUCAGAAGAUGCUGCUAUACACUAUGAAGCUUCAACAAGUCCGCUUAUUCAAAGGAAUAUAGUUUUUUAUUUAUCAUUGCGAAUGCGUUAUUGGAUUCUAAACUACAAUUGGAUUGUUUUCACAGAAGUUGAUGCUGGAAGAAGUUGA